Molecule: messenger RNA, 3413 nt
Organism: Silurus meridionalis
Lineage: Eukaryota; Metazoa; Chordata; Actinopteri; Siluriformes; Siluridae
Gene: ica1
Product: islet cell autoantigen 1
Exons: 13
Coding region: 142-1518 (458 amino acids)
Biological process (GO): regulation of transport
Cellular component (GO): Golgi apparatus
Molecular function (GO): protein domain specific binding
Source: RefSeq, a predicted model, not a curated record
GUCAUGACGCACGGCCAUCAGCUGGGCUUUUGACAGCGGGACAAGCGGAGGAGAGAAAAACAGGAGAGAUGCUUUAAAAAGGAAAAAUAUAAAGAUAAAGAAACACACAGCAGUUUGAAAGGAACGAGCUCGUUCGGAGACAUGGACGGUGGACACUGCGGUCACGCCCGGGAGAACCUCGAGCACUUGCUCCAGACUCAGGACUCCUCGGUGGUGAACAGGUUUCAGCAGAAGUUCUGGAAGACCAAACAGACGCUGAUUAAAGUGACGGGGAAGAAAGAGGACGAGCACGUGGUGGCCUCGGACGCCGACCUCGACGCCAAACUGGAGGUUUUCCACUCGGUUCAGAGGACAUGCAUGGAGCUCCUCAAAGUCAUCGAGCAGUACCAGAGGAGGAUCUGCCUUCUGUCUCAGGAGGAAAACGAGUUGGGACGUUUCCUGCGCUCUCAGGGAACCCAGGACAAAAGCCGAGCUGGGAAGAUCAUGCAGGCGACGGGGAAAGCCCUCUGCUUCUCCUCUCAGCAAAGGCUGGCGUUGCGCGUCCCGCUCUGCCGCCUGUACCAGGAAGUGGAGACGUUCCGCUACAGGGCCAUCUCAGACACGUGGCUCACCGUGAACAGGAUGGAGCAGGCGAGGACCGAGUACCGUGGAGCUCUGCUAUGGAUGAAGGACGUCUCUCAGGAGCUGGACCCCGACACGCACAAGCAGAUGGAGAAGUUCCGCAAAGUGCAGGCUCAGGUGCGUGUCAGUAAGACCGGCUUCGACAAGCUGAAGACCGACGUUUGUCAGAAGGUGGAUUUGCUGGGAGCCAGUCGCUGUAACCUGCUGUCUCACGUCCUCACUAACUACCAGACCACCCUGUUGCAUUUCUGGGAGAAAACGUCUCACACCAUGGCCGCCAUUCACGAGAGCUUCAAAGGCUGCCGGGCGAACGAGCUCUCGGCGCAAAAGGAAAACGAAGGAUCCAAUAAGGGAGCGAAGAAACGGACAAAGCAAAAAAUCGAGAAGAAAACGGGGGGCGAGGGGUCGCGUCCCACCAUCGAAAACACGCUGAUUCAGGUCGAGGACGAGGAUCCGAAUCGGGGCGCGAACAGGACAGGAGGUGGCGUCGGAGCUCAGGAGGUGGACGGGGAGACGGCGCUCACGGAGUUCCUCGGCUCGGCGGAGGACACUGAUUUCUCGCGAGAGUGGAUGGACGUGUUUGGGGACGACGAGAGCGCGGCUGAAGGCUCGUCUGAGGUCGCGAAGGCUCGGCCCGAUGAGGAGGAGACGUCGUUCUUUCUUCCGUCACAACUCCUGGACCGGAACCUCCACGACCUGCAGUCGGAACGGACCACAGGCAAUUCACAAAUCUCCUUAGGGACGAGCGAUCAAACAGCUGGCGACGAGCAGAUCGCAUCCAAACCGACGGCGAGAGAUCGCUCCACGUGGUUCGAGCUGCUGGCCGAGCUGGAUCCUCUCUCCAACCCGGAUGCGGUCGGCAGAACGGACAAGGAGCAGGAGCUCUUUACCGCGUGAGAGCCGAGUCUUUCCGAAAAAUCCAGUCCUCUAUUGGGGGGAGGACACUAGGUUAAGCGCCAUACACUCCCAACGAGGAUGGACACGUACCCACUCACCGCAUGCUUCGAACGUCAGAUCAAUAACGGAAAACAACCCUAAAACAGUGCGCGUGAACCUGCUGGAGUUUUGAUUUUGUACCUUUUUCCUUAUUUAAACACUAAAGGAGGCUUUUAAAAAAUCAGACUUGUCAGCGGUUUUGCGCAAAAGGUUUGAUUGCGUUUGGCUUCGAGUGCGACACCUAUAAGAGGUUUUCUGGAAUCCUAGAAGCACUGCAGGGUCGCAGUUAUAUUUUAUUACUAUAUAUAUAUAUAUAUAUAUAUAUAUAUAUAGUUGUAUAUAAAUCCCAUCCGAGACCGAAUCUAACGCUGAACUCCAAGUCGAACGUGUCGUCCUACACCACGAAACAAAAGUCGCCAAACAUCCGUCUAUUAUUUGUUAUUUCCGAAUAUUUCGUGAAGUAUUUUGCACGUUUAACGAAGGCACGUUUGUAUAACUGCGAAGCAUUACAGUUUGUUUCCACGUCAACGCCGCAAGUUGCUUUUAAGUCGUAAAAACGGAUGGGCUUCUUGCGCUCAUGUACCGUAAUUAACAGAACUUUAUUGAGAGCAUGAAUGUGGUGUAUGAAAUAAAAGCUUGUUUCAAACUGAAACCUCUGUCUUGAACUCUUACAUGUGCAACAGUCAGAUCGAGCGAGAUCGACCGCACUGCAUUCAGUCCUCAUGUUCUACUAGAUUUUGUGGCGAUUCAUUCAUCCACAAGGGUGUUAGUAAAAUCAGGUACUGAUGUAGGUGAGGUGAGGAGGCCUGGGGUGCAGUCAACGUUCAUCCCAGCGUUGAUUAGGGUUGGAGUUUGAUAGCAGGAGAUCGUCCACCCCAGAUCCAUGACAUCAGCAAAAUAAUAAUCAAACGACAUGAAGAUAACGUUAACGGUUUACUCUGGACUUUUUCCAAAGCACUAGCAGAAAGUGAGGGAACUUUUACGGCGAUAACGUUUACGGCAUACGCCCUCAUCCGGAGAGUCGCAAUCAUCUCAUUUAUACAACUGAGCAAUCGAGGGUUCACGGCCUCGCUUAAGGCCGCUACGGCGACAGCUCGGUGGUGCCGGGGAUUCAAACUUAUUGAUUUAAAAUUAUUGAUUUACUACUAUUUGUAACAGGAAGUAACGAACAGUGAAUUAUGUAUAGUUCCCACAUUGUUGAGGUGCUCAAAUGUUCCCGGGGAAACUGUUGAUAGCAUCAACAUCGGUAACUUCACAGAUCUUUAAUCUGUUCAUGUAGCACAACGAUUUAUUUUUCAAUCAGGACUGGACAGGGACACAAAAUCGGCCCAUUGCAGACGAUCACAAACACUACCAUCUUUGCACGCCCUCGAACAUAUACUCAUUCCAUAAAAGCACUAAAGCCAUAUAAUAAUAGGUAGGAAAGAGUGCGAGUUGACAUUAAAUAUUUUUACAAAAAAAAAAAGUAAUUUAUUAAUACAAUGAAACUAGAAUCCACACUGAUAAAUCCUAAAGCUAGUUCUGACAUCCAUCUAGUAUGUGCCUGUGUGUUUGAGAGAGAAAGAGAAGAGAAUGAUCAAUUGUGGGUCAGAUCACCAUUUUCCAUUGUUUAGUGUUAAAUAAACUGUAAACUCACUUAGUCAAAUGCGUGCGGUCACCCAUUUACCUGAUUUUCUCUCGAAGUUUGAUAUACUGUGUGUUCAGGCAAUUUUUUAAUGAGCACAUCUUUUUUUUAAUGGAAGGUUGUGAAUGAUGUGUAUGGUGUGUGUUGCCAUCCUAAGUAUAGUCUUGAAUGUGUUAUGAAAUGUGACUGACUUUGUUGAUGUCCUGUAGCCCAAUUGAUGGUGACUUUGAAA